AUGCCAGUCACCCUCAAAUCGACUGUUGGGCUGAUAAAAGGAACACCGAAAUCAUACACCGAGGAGGAAUUAAAAGAAAACCUGGCGACGGACGUCAUUAUACUCAAGGUUGAGAGGAUGCGGACUAUGGACUUGAACAGAAACCUCAAGGAUACGGAGAUCGUGAAAAUCGUGUGCAAGGCGAAAGACCUUCCAGCGAAUGUGGAGCUCUAUGGAUGCUUCUUCAAGGUCGAGUUGUAUCUGUUCCCAAUAAAACAGUGCAAAAAUUGCUGGGCCUUCGGACAUCGCAAGGAAAAAUGCUGGAGAACGACAAAAUGCAGAGAAUGCGGAGAAAACCAUGCAGGUGGAAGCUGCAAAAGGAAGAGUUGCAUUAACUGCGGAGGAUCUCACGAUCCAACCGACAGACAGUGCCCCGAGAAAAAAAAGCAGAUCCAAAUCAACCUAACAAUGCAGCAGGAAAAGAUGACGUACAGAGAGGCCCGCGCGAAGUGGAACGAGCAAAACCAGUACAAAUUGCUAUCGAAUGAGGAGGAAUUCCCGGACAUCACCCCGACUCUGCACAAGCGAAACCCGACCAGCACCCAAUACAAAACGAUCAGGGGAACAACAAAAAAGCCGGAUCAUCAACUUUUGCCAUCAGCACCGCAGACGAAAGUAUCGUACGCUGACAAAGUAAAGGAAAAGGCCCAAAGCCAGUUUGUGGAAAACUCCCACAAAACCAACGACUAG
Messenger RNA from Aedes aegypti (yellow fever mosquito), 729 nucleotides. RefSeq lists its product as uncharacterized. The record is from RefSeq and is a predicted model, not a curated record. Bases 1 to 729 code for a protein of 242 amino acids. Lineage: Eukaryota; Metazoa; Arthropoda; Insecta; Diptera; Culicidae. The transcript has a single exon.